AUGUCCAAUCCUCCCAUUCUGAUCAUCGGCGCAGGAAUCAGUGGUCUCAUAUUGGCCCAGUACCUUCGGCGCCAGAAUGUAGCCUUCAGGAUCUUCGAGCGUGAUUCUGCAGUUGACGCCCGCAGUGGUGGAUGGGGUUUGACACUACAUUGGUCACUCCCUGCCCUACGGGAACUAUUGCCUGGCGACCUUGUUGAUCGUUUCCCUGAGACCUUUGUCAAUAAAGAAGCUUCCGCCAAGGGCGAUGUCGGUCGCUUCCAAUUUUUUAACCUCAAGUCGGGAGAUGCAUUAUACGAUGUUCCUGCCGCCGAGCGCAUUCGUGUCAGCCGCGUUCGCUUGCGACACUUACUGACUACCGGCAUAAAUGUUGAAUGGAACAAAACCCUUCGAAAUAUCGAGUCUACAGCCAAUGAAAUUACCGCGUACUUCGACGAUGGCACAGACUAUACCGGGCGGCUACUUGUCGCAUGCGAUGGUUCACGGUCGCGCACACGCGAGAUUCUAUACCCAGAUGCACAGAUGAACCAAUUACCAGUACAGCUUCUAGGUACAUCGACACUAUACAGCGCGGAGGAAAUGGGAGGCGCCGAGUCGAUCGACCCUUUCAUCUUCCAAGGCUCGCAUCCUGACUCAAACAUUUUUCUGUUCUUCAGUUUCCUGGACACCCCGAACAAUUUUGAAACUAGUAGUAAAAACCUUUACCACUGUCAAAUCGUCAUCUCUUGGGCGGAUUCACAGGGCAUCCCCGUCCCAGACACGAACGCCGACCGCAUCACGCUGAUCAAGAAAUUGACUGAUAAUUGGUCGGAACCAUUCCGCUCGCUGGUGCACAAUCUUCCGCACGACGUGGAAGUGCGCUCGAUUCGCAUUGAAGACUGGAUGUUCCGGCUGGGCAGGGCGCACGCGCAUCCCCAGGCGGUGCUGGUGGGUGAUUCGGCUCACACAAUGACCAUGUUCCGCGGAGAAGGGGCCAACAACGCGAUCGUCGAUGUGUUGGAUCUUGUGAAGCGUAUCGAUAUGCGCCAGGCAAGGUCUCUCGACUCAGAAGCCCUGAAAUCCUCCCUCGCAGCAUACGAGAACGAUGUCUUCGCGCGAGCCGAACUGAGCUUCCUCAACUCUAGACAGGCAUGUCUCGAUGCUCAUGACUUUUCCAAAAUUGAAGGAAGUCCGCUAGUUGGGUCCCGAGAUUGGAAGAAAUCGGACUGA
This is a messenger RNA of Penicillium coprophilum, 1206 nucleotides long. RefSeq names its product FAD-dependent oxidoreductase. The coding region runs from base 1 to 1206 and encodes 401 amino acids. Gene Ontology annotation, molecular function: FAD binding. The transcript has 5 exons. NCBI's taxonomy places the organism in Eukaryota, Fungi, Ascomycota, Eurotiomycetes, Eurotiales, Aspergillaceae. The record is from RefSeq and is a predicted model, not a curated record.